Molecule: messenger RNA, 2063 nt
Organism: Cygnus atratus (black swan)
Lineage: Eukaryota; Metazoa; Chordata; Aves; Anseriformes; Anatidae
Gene: NEU2
Product: neuraminidase 2
Exons: 9
Coding region: 722-1903 (393 amino acids)
Biological process (GO): oligosaccharide catabolic process; ganglioside catabolic process
Cellular component (GO): lysosome; cytoplasm; membrane
Molecular function (GO): exo-alpha-sialidase activity
Source: RefSeq, a predicted model, not a curated record
UCAUAAUGACAGAAAGCCAUCCUCGCUGAGGAGCGGACCGAAAGCUACACAACAUGGCACGGCUGCGGCCAGCCCGGGACCCGCCUCGCCCUCACGGGCCGCUCUGCUCCUCGCUGGGGGUUUUGCACCCGCUCGGUCAUUUCCCCCGUCUCCUUUUCCUUAGCGUCGCUACUUCCAUGAGGAUAUAUUUUCUCGUUUAGGCAAUUUUCCAAAACAAUUUCACCUUUGGUCUAGAUGAAAACCUGGAAAAUGUCGCUAAAAGUAUUAAUGAUAAUAAAAAUGUUGGAAGCUAUGGGGAGGGUCAGCUCAAUGCAAGUGCCAACACAGUGGAGGUGGCAGAUGUGCAGAUGCACGUCAGGACAGUGGCUGUGCCACCUUGGAUCAUCUUAAGCUGCUUGUGAAACUGCUGGCUUAGGCAGAAGUCCCCUCUCCACCAGAUCUUAACCAUCCAGAAAUUAGACCUCCUCUUUCAGAAACUAAAAAGAGAAGAUGCAGGCCAGCAGAUCUUAUUCAUGAAAAAUUCCCCAAACCCUUCUAGUCAGUGGGAGUUUCACACCAAGAAAGGCCACGAGAUGAGUGCACAUGCAAUGGCGAAAGUACAUCCCUGCUUGAAGAUUUUGAGAACAUCUUGAGAAGUAACAGCUGCUGGUAUGAAGUUUGGCUGCUGGGAGCUGCAUCUGUAUGCAGCAGCAUGUUCCUGUACCGCUGCCUGAGUUAGCCCAUGUCUUCAUCCAGAAACAGCACACUGAUGGAUGCCAGCAUGAUGGCUUCGUUUCCUGUCCUGAAGCAAGAGACGUUGUUCCGGAAUGGUACGUGGAGCUACCGAAUUCCAGCCCUGCUCUACCUGCCGCGUUUCAGCAUCAUCCUGGCAUUUGCUGAGGAACGAGAGGAUGUGGUGGACGAACAUGCCAAGCUGAUAGCGAUGCGCAGAGGCAUGUAUGACCCAACCACGUACCAUGUUCAGUGGAAUAGCAUGGAGACCAUUGUCAGUGCGCAGCUGAAAGAUCACCGAUCUAUGAAUCCCUGUCCUGUUUAUGAUGAGGUCUCAGGGAAACUGAUCCUGUUCUUCAUAGCCGUCCCAGGAAAGAUCUCUGAGCAGCACCAGCUCAGGACAAAGAUCAACCUGGUGCGUCUCUGCUACAUCACUAGCAUGGACCAAGGACGCACCUGGAGCGCUGUCCAGGAUAUCACCGAGGGUACCAUUAGCUCCGAGUACAAGAACUGGGCCACUUUUGCAGUGGGGCCAGGCCAUGGAUUACAGCUGCUCAAUGAGGCCCGGAGCCUUGUGAUUCCUGCCUAUGCCUAUCGUAUCCUCGACCCUAAGCAACACCCCACCCCUCAUGCCUUCUGCUUCAUCAGCUCUGACCAUGGGAUGACAUGGGAGAUGGGGAACUUUGUGGGGAAGGAGAGCGCGGUGGAGUGCCAGGUAGCCGAGGUACACACCUGUGGCAGGAGGGUGCUCUACUGCAACGCAAGGAGCAGCAGGGGAGCAAGAAUCCAGGCAGUCAGCUACAACCACGGGGUGGACUUUGAGGGAGGCCAACGGGUUGAAAUGCUUGUAGAGCCUCCCUCUGGAUGUCAUGGAAGUGUUACUGCCUUCCCACCUCCCCCUGAUGCCAGGUGCCAAGAUAGUUGGUUGCUCUAUGCUCAUCCUACAGACCCAAAGGGUCGAAGAGAUUUAGGAAUUUACCUCAACAAAAGCCCUUUAAACCCAGCACACUGGACAAAGCCAAGCAUCCUCUUCAAGGGCUUGUGUGCUUAUUCAGAUCUGCAGUACAUGGGCGUUGGGCCGGAUGGCUCACCCUUGUUCUCCUGCCUUUUUGAAUAUGGGACCCAUCAACAAUGUGAAGAGAUAAUAUUUGUAAUGUUCACUUUGAAGCAAGCCUUCCCAUCUGAGUGCUGAGUCUUGAGCCUUUUCAUCGGGAUUCAUCUGAAAACCACCUUUGCUGGUGCUUCUUUUCACUGUCACUUCUCAUCUUUCAGCAAAAGGGUUUUUGUAUUCUUUGUGCACCAUCAGUUUGCCAUUGGCUUUUACCAUCUGUAGAUUACGAAAUCUAUUAAAC